Messenger RNA from Acanthamoeba castellanii str. Neff, 1452 nucleotides. Its product is annotated as amine oxidase, flavincontaining superfamily protein. The transcript has 11 exons. NCBI's taxonomy places the organism in Eukaryota, Discosea, Longamoebia, Acanthamoebidae. Bases 1 to 1452 code for a protein of 483 amino acids. The record is from RefSeq and is a predicted model, not a curated record. Gene Ontology annotation, molecular function: oxidoreductase activity.
AUGAACCGCUUUGUCACGCUGGUUAUCCUUGCGUGCUUCCUCACCAUCGCGGCGGCGACGACGACCCGCGUGAAGGUGGCCAUCGUCGGUGCUGGAGCCGCAGGCAUCGGAGCCGGUUACCACUUCCACGAGAAGGGCAUGGACGACUUUGUCAUUGUGGAGGCCCGAGACCGAGUAGGAGGACGCUUGCACUCAGUUCAGUUCUUCAACCACACCGUGGACUUGGGCGGUGCCUGGUUCCAGGGCACUAACGGAAGUCUCCUCUGGGAGCUCAAACAAAAGUAUGAUCUUCCGUGCGCCUACACCGACUUCGUGGACAUGUACACUUUCUAUCCCAACGGCAGCCUGAUUCCUGAUGACGUUGUGAAUCACUACCUCACCGAGUCUGAUGCCAUGUACUCCGAACUGGAAGACGUCGCCGCCCAGAUGGCUGAGCAGGUUACACCGGACAAGUCCCUCAUGGGUGCUAUUGAGGAUAUUGGUUUCCUGAGCAGUACCAUGAACGAAACGGACUACGCUGUCCGGAAUUGGAUGCUCUGGUACUACUUUGGCUGGGCUUACGGAGAACAACUCGAAGGAGUCGGUCUGAGGGCCAUGAUGGAUGAGGGCGACCCCAAGGCGGACUUUGCUGCGGAGGACUGCCUGAACCUGGCCGGCUUCCAGAACCUCCUCAUCAAGAUGUCGGAGCCCUUCCGGCAGAAGAUUCGACUCUCAUCGCCCGUCAAGUUGGUCGACUAUUCCAAUGACAUCAUCAAGAUCACAACGGCGAACGGAGAUGUCAUUGAAGCCGAGAAAGUCAUCAUGGCGAUUCCCGACCACCUGCUUGUCGAGGGGAGCAUCGAGUUCACCCCUGCCCUGCCCACCAUGUUCCCAUUGCUGGCCUCGUUCUCUGGAAGGGCUCAGUAUAUGAAGGUGUUUCUGCACUUCCCGACGUACUUCUGGGAGGCCCUGGGCGACCGGGAGUUCUUUGCCUACACCCACUCGACUGAGGGCUACUUCCCAUCUUUCCAGAACUUGAAUCUUCCCAAGCUACUCCCUGGAUCCAAUAUACUGGUUGCCACAAUUACUGGCGACGAGGGCAAGCGUUUGGCCAACCUCACCGAUGCUCAGAUUCAGGCUGAAAUCAUGGUGGUGCUGAGGGCUAUGUUCCCUGGCGCCCCUGAGCCCGAUGGCUUCCUGAGGAACAGCUGGUGGGAGGAUCCCUACAGCAUGUCUGUGUGGGCUGGGACAAAUAUCAAUGCCUACCCCUCCCUCCGACGUGCAUUCCUCGUCCCUGUUCAAGAGAAGGUCUACUUUGCUGGUGAGUGGGCAGCUGACAAGUACAAUGGGUAUGUGCAUGGUGCCAUGUACACAGGUAUUGAACAGGCCAAGGCAAUCAAUGACUGCUUCCAGACCUCAACAUCAUUGUCAUCUGCUUCAAUGCUCACUCCCCUGCUCUCUCUCUUCUUCUGA